AUGUUUACAAAAGGAGGAAGAAAGGAGUUAAGAAAGUGGCGGCAAAGGCCAGAGAAGAAGCAAGAGCCGAGAGAGGAGCAGAAGAUAAAACAGAGAUGGAGAGAUUACUUCAACAACCUCCUCACUGUAGAAAGUGAAGGAGACCCGCUUGAAAGGCUGCCACCAGCGGAAGGCCCGGCACAAGAAAUAUCAUUUGAGAAGGUCAGAGACGCCCUAAACAAAAUGAAAAAUGGAAAAAGCAGCCGGGUGUCUGGGCUAACAGUGGACCUUCUGAAACACCUGGGUGAGCAAGGAAUAGAAAGGAUGCAAACCUUACUACAGAAGACCUGGAGUAAAGAAGAAAUGCCAAACGAAUGGGAACAAAACUUGGAGAGUGCAUACGAUAGAAUCCCUAAAGACCUCGGGUAUUGGAGUCUCCGGAAAAGGAACGUUCCAGAAAAGCUAAUCAGAAUGGUAAAAGCAACAUAUAACGAGGCUAGAACUGUAGUGAGCACCAAGUGCGGGAAAAUGGAUGAAUUCCCCGUCGACGUGGGACUACAUCAAGGGUCAAACUUGAGCCCAUUCUUGUUCGUUAUGGUACUGGAUGUCACAGGCGAGGCUUUUAGAGGAGGACUACUGUGGGAACUGUUGUUUGCCGAUGAUUUGGCCUUGAGGGCAGAUAAUGAAGACGAACUAUAA
Penaeus chinensis is the source of this 678-nucleotide messenger RNA. RefSeq lists its product as uncharacterized. The record is from RefSeq and is a predicted model, not a curated record. The coding region runs from base 1 to 678 and encodes 225 amino acids. The transcript is spliced from 3 exons. NCBI's taxonomy places the organism in Eukaryota, Metazoa, Arthropoda, Malacostraca, Decapoda, Penaeidae.